Saccostrea cuccullata (small rock oyster) is the source of this 1775-nucleotide messenger RNA. RefSeq lists its product as uncharacterized. The transcript has 12 exons. Bases 56 to 1651 code for a protein of 531 amino acids. The record is from RefSeq and is a predicted model, not a curated record. Lineage: Eukaryota; Metazoa; Mollusca; Bivalvia; Ostreida; Ostreidae.
UUUGUCCGUCCGUAAUAUAGGGUAAAAACCGAGAGGAGAGCGAUGCACGACAAAGAUGGCAGGUCAAUUCUUCUUUCUUAUUCUUCUUUUGGAUUUCUUAAUUCCAGUUUUAGGAUCCUCGAUACCUGCGAUUCCACUCCCAGAAUUCCCAGAAUUCCCUACAAAUGAUUCCCCCCAUACAUGUAAUCAUUCGGCGAUAAAUCAGUGUGAAUCGACAAAAGCAGGCGUCCACUAUGAAAAAUCCAUCGAUCCCUGCAAUUUUUAUGAAUAUUGGGGAAACUGCCUGAAAUCCUUGAAGCAAAACUGUACAGGUGAUUUUUAUUAUGAAGAGCGAGUUUACAGUCAGCAAUUUGAUGGAGAAUAUUAUUGCCCUUGGCUUUUUCCAGGUGAUCAACCGGCCCCUGGUUGUGAUAAGAGGCGCAUGUUUCAAUGUAAAAUAAAAACGCCAGAACAAUGGAAGAACAGGGAUAAGUGUCCAUUUCUCAUUAAGCAAAGGGAUUGCCUGGAAUCUUUUCGAAAUUCCUGUUCAGAGUAUAACAGGUAUAAUUUACAGGUCCAUGACUGGAGAUACAGUGCCUACCUGGACUGUCCUUGGCUGUUAGGAUGCAACGUGACACAGUAUCAGUCCUGUUGGAAUAAAAUUGACUUUUCGAAAGUUGACGCCUAUGAUCCAUCGUCUUUUAAUGUUUUAUGUAGCGACAUCAUGGAUGAUACGUUGCCAUGCAUCAUUGACCAGACCAAUCGCUGUGAGUACGAAGAGGAGUCAUUACUUUACAAGAACCAAUGGGAGUUCCAGAUGAUUGUCUACUCCUGUUACGGAACGCAAGAGUGCAAUCUUGUGAAAUUAAACGAAUGUGCCCUGGAUAACUAUUCUGAGAAUGUCUGGUUAAUGUCUAUCCCUACACCAAGACAGGCUACAGCAAUCUGUAGGAACUAUAAACAAUACAUGAACUGUGUGAAGACAUACAAAGAAGCCUGUGUGAAGUAUAAACCCAAUCUUGGGACAGUCGGCCAUAUUUCACUAUCCGCCGUGGUCGACCGCAUGGAAACACUGAACAAAUAUCUGUCUUUGUUGUGCGAAGAGAAAUAUACGGAUGUAACGACAUAUGGCAAAGAUUGUUUUGACACACCAGCGACCAGCUUUAAUUUGUUUGCCUGUGAAAGUGAGAAAAUACCCAUGUUUAAUUAUGCUCCAGAUGAACAGAGAUGCAUAUCCAUCCAAAAUCUAACAACUUGUAUCGAGAACGCACUCAAGGAAACCCCAGCUUGUGUUGAGAAAUCCAUAUCAACAGCUCAAGAGGUGGCUGUAUCUUGGGAACAGUUCCAAUUGUCUUUAAAUCACGGGUUUAAUUGUGAUGGUUCUAAACCAGUACGCCCAACGACAACAAGUCCAACUAAACCAUCUAGACCCGUCACUACGGAGGACUUGGCAACCUUGCCAAAUCAAGGCAUCGAAGAAGGUGUCAACCAAUCAAACCAAGGCACUAAAGAAGGUGUCAACCAAUCAAACCAAGGCACCAAAGAAGGUGUCAACCAAUCAAAUCAAGACACUACAGAAGGUGUCAAUCAAUCAAAUGAUGUUUUACUAGGACAUUGGAUGCUUUAUGUUUUGACAUUGAUCAUUUGUGUAUGUAAUAUGUUCAAAAACUAAAUAUUAUAAUCAUCUCUCAAAGAUCAAUUCACAAAAAAUACUUCUUUGUCUGUUCAAUAAGUAUAAUAACAAUUCGCAAUUCAUAAAUGUAUAUACACUAACUUGAAUAUAUUCUAAAAUUGUA